UUGGUAAGGACUUUGUUUUCAGAGGGGACGAAUGUCCAUUACAUUUCCAUGUUGGUCUCGAGUCAGCAAUGCAGUUGAAGAUCCUCAAACAAAAGUCUCUGUUGCUCAAGAUCAGGUGGUUCAGCUGACAGGCGAAGACGGUGAUUGGUACACCGUAAAGACGCUAGAUGAACAGUUCGGCAGAGUUCCAAAGGUUCUGACCAACGUUAUCACCAAUCCUCUGCGGGUAUCUACGGAGAAAGUAUUUUGCUCAAUAGCGCAAUAUGAUCCACAAAGGGAAGGAGAUCUGGCUUUUGGAAUUUUCACUAUUCUCGUGUCUGAAUCGAUCAGUCCCGAAGGAUGGCAUACUGGUGUGGUUGUCACUGAUACGGGAAAACGUUUAGGAAAUAGUGGGACCUACCCUGGAACUUUCGUUACAGAGCUGACUGGAUUUGUAGCGCCAGCUGUUCCGCCACCUAUUCCACCUGCUAUUCCGUCUUCGUUUACGAAAAAUUUUACUGACGUGCAUUUUCGAGAACAGUUGGCUGGGAACUCGAAUUACACUGUUCUUCCGUACGCAAGAGCAGUGUAUGCAUUCAACGCUGAGUUUGCAAACGAGUUGAGUCUCAAUGUAGAUGACAUUGUAACCCUUACAAAAAGGAUAGAUAAGGAUUGGCUAGAAGGAAGUGUGAAUGGUAAAUCAGGAAUUUUCCCUCAAUCGUUCGUUCAAAUUGUUGUGGAUCUUCCUGGUGAUGGAGCUCACGAAUCAGAACACAAGAGACAUAGCACAGCAGAAGAAGGGAUAGGAUUUGCUACUGUGCGACAUGAUUUCAUAGCUAGGCAAAAUGAUGAGUUGACGGUUAAGAUGGGUGACUCAGUGAGGAUUUUGAAAAUGGUGAAUACAGAUUGGGUAUCAUGCAAGGAUCCGAACACCGAUAAAGCUGGAAUCGUGCCAGUGGCCUUCUUGGAGAUGUACCUGGAUGAAGACGAAGAUGAUGGUCGUGAUGGCACAUCGCAUACGCGUCCUGGCAGCGUGAACGAUCACAGUUUUUCCACUAUCGGCAGUGGAUCAUUCACUCCGCAGUCUUUACCCGAUUGGCGCACAUCAACUAGACUUGAGGAACCAGCACCACCAUUUUCGAGUGCUCAGACGCAUGAGUGGGCUACAUUUGGAGAUGAUUGGAAUAGCGCUACUGAGAAGAAGCCACCACCUGCAAGACCGCCUCCGCCGAAGACUACCACAAGCAUGUCACCAUCGGAGAUGGUUUCUGUUACGGAAAUGUUUGGCAUGGCCGAGAAGCAAAACGCUCCUGUGAUCAGCGCAAAUGUCGCCAACUCGAAUCUAAAUCAGGAUGAGAAGCGAGCCAAAGUCCUUGAAGAGCUUAUAAAUACAGAGCUGCAGUUCAUCACGGAUAUAAAUGCAUACACCGAGGCAGUGGACGGAAGUACAAGGCUCUCCACCAAACAGAAAGUUAUCAUGAAAAAUGGAUGUGCUCAAGUUGUGGAACUCGCACGUGCAUUGGUACAAGGGCUUACCAAUGAACAGAUGAAGCCAACCGAACAACAAAUGAUUGGCGAGUGUUUCCUACGACUCCGAAAAUCGUUUGGUAACACUUAUGGUUAUUAUUUUCGCAAUAUCGACCAUAUUAAUUCCUUACUGAUGGCAUCGAAGACUGAUCCAAAGAUAGAGACAGCACUUCGCGAGUUGGUAGUGAGAAUGCGUGCUAGUGGUGCCGGAGUUUUCGAUGCCUCCACUGCUGUUAGCCGCCCGGUACAACGAUGUGUCAAAUACCCACUAUUCCUGAGUGAAAUCGCAAAGUAUACUUCCAUUACCCAUCCUGAUCACCCUAAGCUGCUUGAAGCGGUCAAGCAACUAUCGCACCUUGGAUCGAAAAUGAAUGAGAGCAAGCGAAGGAAAGAGCUGACCCGAAAAUAUACCGAAGAGCAAUCCACUACAUCUCUUGGGGACAAACUGUCAAAACUCACUGUCCAUUCACUGAAGAAGAAGACCAAUCGUUUCACAUAUCGUAUGGGGUCAUCGCUUGGUGUACUCAAAGUGACUAGAGAUGCAGAUUUUGACCGCCUUGUUUGUGAAUUAGAUCAAGCAGAAAGAAGACUCGUACGGUUCAAUUACAUGCUCGUAAUCUACAGGAAGAAGAUGUUCUAUGAAACACGACAACUCAUUCAAAAACGAUUAAUAGAGCCGCGUAGAAGAGAAAUACCGGGUGUAAGUGCUGAUGCUCAAACGUUUCCUUUCCAUGAAAUGAUCAAGGACUUAGCGGUCGAUCUUAACAGCAAAGUUAGAGACGAGAUAGUGAAAGCCCUGCGUGCCAUACCUAAGAAACUAAUCCGAAAAAGAAAUGAUAAGCUUUUAGACUACGAGGCUGCAAAGUCUAGUAACAAAGUGAAAUCAGACUUCAUGUCGAAAUUCAAAGACUUUGAAGCUCUGAAUAAUCAAGUGAAGCAGACCUUGCCGAAAGUCAUUGACGUGUUGAACACAGUCUUACGAGAUGCAAUGAAAACCGUUGAUGAUUUGGACAGCAGGCUGAUCUCGAAUAUUCGUAAUAAAUUUCAAGAGGAAAUCACCGCGUAUCAGAAUGAUCCGCUGGCGAGCUCGUCACGUCUAAUUGUACCUGGAAUGAGCUGCUUUGCGAACUACUACGAUCCAGACAGAUUGAAGCCACUUCAUAAUAUCGUGAACAAGGCAUCGAGAUUUGUUCGAUUGAAUAGCACGAGUCUCCCUCCUAGUACCCAAAAAAGUGAGGACAUUGGAGGAGUGAAGACCGAUGACUGGAAAGCCCCCAAUGUUGAGAAUCUAUCCUCUACCCAAAAUGCAGCAGUCAAAGCGCUUGCUGAGAAAAAGGCAUUUCGCGCUCAGACAGAGGAAGAGCGCUCUCAAAUCCUUGUGAAAGCUGAUUUGAAGAAUCGCCGAGCAGACAUUUAUCGAUGUAUGUCGGAAUGGCCAACUUCACAGGAAGCUCUGGAACUCAAUAAGUCUAGUGGGAAGAUGCUAAUCGUGAAUGCUGGAGAUGCUGUGUUAGCUGUGAGGAAGGACCCAUGCAAUAUGUGGCUGUGCUACAAUGGCUACUAUAAUGCGUUAUUACCGAGCACGAUUCUGACGCCUUGGUAUGGUCCAGGUGGUACGGGAGGUCUCGAAAUUGGUAUCGACGCUAUCACCUUGUCCAGUAACAAGAUCAGUUCCAUGAUGAAUCGGCCGCAUAGUACUCCACCGAAACAACAAACCACCAAUUUGAUAGAUUUGGAGGAUGAGCUCAUCGUUCCUGCUUCUUCUGGUCAGCCACUGCUAUCUCUUGCCCCAUUAACACCUACACCAGUUGGUGCAGCUGCUUCCAUGUCUUCACUGGAACCUGAGCUGCCCCCUAUAGAUUGGGGUGCGGGCAGUAAAACUCAACCACCAACUGCACGAGCCCCAUCACUGCCGAAUCUUGCCACUGAGACAUCGCCAGCGUUUCCGGUCACAUUCGAAGAGAACGAUGCAUUUAACACUGGACCUACGCAACUUCCACCAGCGCCAUCCCGAUUCUAUCAAAAUACUCCUGUUGCGCCAUCUACCAGUAAUGAGCAAGAUGUAUUCACGGUGAUGUGGGAGCAGAUAAAGAAUGUUCCUCUGAGCAACAUCACCCAAAGGAGUGAAUCACCUCAACCCCUUAUUCCUACUCGACCAACACAGGAAAUAAGUGUGACCCCGAAACCAUCGACUUCAUCUCCAAUGCCAGCACCAAAUCAGGAACAAUAUGCAGCCGCUCAGAGAAAUGCACCAUCUCAACCGUCGUUUGCAACUGGGCCGCCUGUCGCCACGGCACCUGCCCCGCUGUACAGUGUACCGCCACAGUACGAUGUGGUGCCUGAUAGCAAUCCUCUUUCACCAAUGCAGGCGCAGCCAUCUUCAUCUGGAAGUAGCACACAGAGAUCCACAAUUUCUCAGUCCACGUUUGCCACUGGACCUCCUGCCGCCACCUCCCCAUCUGCUCCGUUAUACAGCGUGCCACCACAGUACGAUGUGGUACCUGGCAAUUCGCUUUCAUCAGCACAGGCACAACCAUCCUCAUCUGGAAUAUACCCAGUAUUGUACGAAGAGCCACCAGCAGAAACGUCGAUUUACCCAAACAUUCCUUCCUAUGAUGCUCCACCAGUUGAGAAUGGACGGCUUCCAUCGAUUGGAAAAAUGAUUGCUCAGUUCGAUUUUAAACCGGUUGGUCCGAAUCAAAUUCAAAUAACUACAGGAGAGAAUUUGGAUUUGAUACAGGCACAUGAUGACGGCGGUAAUCCAGAAUGGAUCUGGGUGCAGCGACUAGAUGGCGAACAUGGUUUCGUACCAGCUGCUUACUGUAAGGCAAUGUAGUUCAAUAUAGUUUGAAAAAGCUUCUCCUUGGUACUAUUCAUUUCUUUAUAUGCAUUAUACUGUUUGUCACGCUAUAUCCUUGUAAUACUUACUUCCUUGACUUACCUAGUUCUUGUGUUCUGCAAAAUCUAGAGAAUAUUUAUUCUCAUCGUAUUGAUUGGAAAAUGCCCCAUCGUUGCCCCCUACUUAUAUUAUAGUGGUGCUGCUCAGUGAGAUUUUCCCGAUGAAACAAUUUACUAUCCUUUUCUCUUCUGUGAUAUAGGUAUCUGGUUAGCUCGCUAAUUUUUAGUCAGAUUUUACAAUUUCAUUGUUAUUGCGCUUCUCCGGGUACAUUAUCUUGUCCCCAUUGUCCCCGAUAUUGAAUCUGCUUACAAUCACUGCAUAAUUUGUAGGUUUUCUACAAUUCUCAGAUAGUCUUUAUGGUUGCCAUUGCAGUGUUAAUCUCUCUCUCUUUUCUGCAUGUCUUUUUUCUGUAAGCGAACUGCUUUGUACCGAUUUUGUGGUGCUGUUUUAUAGAGACUAAGAUGGAGAUGUGCAUAAUAAUUGCUUGAGUUAUACAUAUGAAUUUUGUAAUGCUUCAUGUGGAAUGACAG
Cylicocyclus nassatus is the source of this 4935-nucleotide messenger RNA. The record is from the annotation of a GenBank genome assembly. NCBI's taxonomy places the organism in Eukaryota, Metazoa, Nematoda, Chromadorea, Rhabditida, Strongylidae.